AUGACUGCUAUGCGGUGGGAACGGGCGUGGCGGUUCAGCAUAGUUUUGGCGUUUCUGCUGGUGCGACAUGUAAGUACCACGGCUUUGAGUGUAAGCACGGAGAAACCCUCUACAUCAUACAAAAGCAGCGAUGAUAAGUAUAACUUUGUUGAUGUGGCGCAGCAACAAGGCGAAUUCUUCCAAGGUGAUACCGCCCAGACAACGCGUUACUAUACCUUGGGCGAAGUGGAUGAGAGCUUUUGGUUGGAACACCUAGGAGAUGACUUCAAGAAUGCCAUACACUUGCAGAUGGACGGUGAAGAGCAAUGUAAUGGUGUCUUUAAUAUGAGCGAAAAUGGAUCCGCUUACAAAGUGCAAGAGGAACCCACAAACGAUCUAGUGCUAGAAAACGAAGUGAGUUUACCCACCACCAAUGACAUAAAAGUUGAGAAAAAAAGUAAAAGCAAGACGAAAGGCGAAAGUAAGAAGUCAGGAAAGAUGCGGCGAAAAUCGAGACCUGUACCAAAGACUCAGAUCCCGGAAGAAGUUGUUGCAACGCCUAAGAACGCUACCACAACUGGGGAGACGGGGGGUCAGGUAGAAUCCACUUCAGAAGCAUAUAUUAUUAAUGAGGACCAAAGCUACACCGAAGCUCCGUACAAAGUGGACUUGAAAAAGUAUGCGAAAUUUCAACAUAUUAACUUAAAAUACGAGCCGAAAGCUAAUACAACAACACAAACAAAAAAUAGUACCUUAUUAGAAAACAUGGCAACGACGAAUGAGCCGAUUGAGGAGACACCUAUCGUCGUAAAUUUGCCUGAAUCAAAAAAAUUAAUUGAACUGGAAACGAGCGAUACGGCUGUGGUGGUGAAGAUACCGCCGGUAAUCUAUCAUAGUGAACACACACACUUGCAAACACAAGCCACAUUACCGCACCCAGCAGAGGAGCCAGCACAUACUGACAACAGAGUUGACAAUGUACUGUACACUCAAUAUUCAUACCCACAAAUGACAUAUGAACAACAGCAACACUACCUUCAACAACACCUACAGCAGGCUCAAAAUAAACUCCAAUCACAACAACACCUACAGCACACAAAUUUCUACCAGCCCCACCAACAGUCACAAUAUCCAGUGCAAAUGCAACAAACACAAUACCAAGAAACAUCACUAUACGAUCAGCCAGAGCAGCAUGAAUACCAACAAUACUCAAAGCCAUACAUUUCCUCGAAUUAUUACUAUGGCGGUUCAUCUUCUUACCACAAUAAUGGCAUAUAUCCCACCACACCCACUACGGUCAACAUUCAUCAUAAGCCCAAUGAACUAGAGUCCAACAGUAAUGGCAAAUAUUAUUACAUGAUUUCUAAGCGCUCGGUCGGAAUAGAAAAAUCACCAGCAGCGCACGAAGAAGCUAGCGCACCAAAAACUCCACCCAAGCAGGCCACCAGUUCGGAAAAUAGCCGCGUCACCCGUGAAGAUCUGUACCAGGAAGGCUUGUGA
This is a messenger RNA of Rhagoletis pomonella (apple maggot), 1479 nucleotides long. RefSeq names its product RNA polymerase II degradation factor 1 (gene Cp7Fc). NCBI's taxonomy places the organism in Eukaryota, Metazoa, Arthropoda, Insecta, Diptera, Tephritidae. The transcript is spliced from 3 exons. Bases 1 to 1479 code for a protein of 492 amino acids. The record is from RefSeq and is a predicted model, not a curated record.